AGCUCAACUAUAGCUAUAGUCAUAGAAACUUCAACUCUUGUCCAUUCUCGUGUGUUCCUUGCUCAGUGAUCUGGAUUUUCUCUUUUGAUUACGCUCCAACAUGGCUGAGGUGGACGAAACUCUUAAGAAGAAGAGGACCUUCAGGAAGUUCACCUUCCGAGGUGUCGACCUGGACCAGCUCCUGGACAUGCCCAAUGACCAGCUCAUGGAUCUGAUGCACGCCAGAGCCCGCAGGCGUUUCUCUCAUGGUCUCAAGCGCAAACCCAUGGCUCUUGUCAAGAAACUGCGCAAGGCCAAAAAGGAAGCCCCACCAAAUGAGAAGCCCGAAAUCGUCAAGACACACUUGAGGAACAUGAUCAUUGUUCCAGAGAUGGUUGGCUCCAUUGUUGGUGUUUACAAUGGCAAGACUUUCAACCAGGUUGAAAUCAAGCCAGAAAUGAUUGGUCACUACUUGGGAGAGUUCUCUGUGACGUACAAACCUGUUAAGCACGGUCGACCUGGUAUUGGUGCCACCCACUCUUCUCGUUUCAUACCUCUGAAGUAAAUUCGUAUAAUAAACAAAAAUUAUAUAAAAAAUCGAA
This is a messenger RNA of Nasonia vitripennis (jewel wasp), 581 nucleotides long. RefSeq names its product ribosomal protein S15 (gene RpS15). The record is from RefSeq and is a predicted model, not a curated record. Gene Ontology annotation, molecular function: structural constituent of ribosome; RNA binding. Gene Ontology annotation, biological process: ribosomal small subunit assembly; translation. The transcript is spliced from 3 exons. NCBI's taxonomy places the organism in Eukaryota, Metazoa, Arthropoda, Insecta, Hymenoptera, Pteromalidae. Bases 101 to 544 code for a protein of 147 amino acids. Gene Ontology annotation, cellular component: cytosolic small ribosomal subunit; ribosome.